AGUAACUUACAUUGGCACAUCUUAAAAUGUCUGUGCUAUUGUUUUGUCUCAAUAUGAACACCAUUUAUGUUUUCCCCAGGUUAUGUUUAUAAAAGCUACUUAUAUUAAAUGUCCUAAUUGUGCCAAGGCCAUCCUGGCUUAAUCUAAGCCCUGUUUUGUGAAACUUCUGCAGGCCUUGGUGUGUUUUUACAGUCAAGACAUAUUCCAAUUGAUACAUAAAUAUAAAAUGUUUUAAUAAAAUAAAACGAUAAUGGGAAUGGUUUGUCAUCGUUGUGCGCCACUCCCAUCGGUUACCCUGACAACGGGUCUCUAACUUCUGUGCUUUACACAACAUGGCAUCCCCAGUACAUUUAGAGAUCGUCGGUCUGUUAAGCAAACACAAUUUUCAAAUAGCCAAAAGCAUUGCGGAGGGUUUGAAAAAUAAAUUCCCGGAGUCAUUUGAUGAUCCAACAAUUCACCCGCUUCUUGAAUGUGACUGGCAUGACUAUUUAGCUAACAAAAAGAAGGAGCUGAGAGGAGAGGUUUGGCAGUACACUGGAUGCCUAAUGUCCUUCGCAAACGGCCAGUUGCUCGGUGAUGAGAGGAAACUGUCCACCUGGGCAGCGAAAGAGUGGAAGUUUUCUUUUCAGCGACCACAGGCGCUUUACAUGGCCCUGGCUGAGGAGUAUUACACCAACUAUCUGCGAAGCACAGCUCACAUUUUUGUUUAUAUGGAUAUUGAAAGCGGUGGAGAGACAUUUGGCAGGCUGUUGUUUGAGCUGUUCUCAGACGUGUGUCCAAAGACGUGCAGGAACUUCAAGGCCCUGUGCACCGGAGAGGCAGGUUUGUCCAAGAGUAACCUUGAGUUGAGCUACAAGGCCUCAAUUUUCCAUAGAGUUGUGCCAAAUGGCUGGCUGCAGGGUGGAGAUAUUUCACCUGAAAGGAAAGGCACUGGGGGAGAAUCUAUCUAUGGUCCAACAUUUGAGGAUGAGAGUUUUGUCAUAUCCCACAACAAACGUGGCAUUCUGGGAAUGGCUAACCAAGGUCCUCAUAGCAACGGCUCUCAGUUUUAUAUCACACUACAGCCAGCGACCUGGAUGGACUACAAAUAUGUGGCUUUUGGGCAACUCAUUGAAGGCACUGCGGUUCUAAAGAGACUUGAGGCAGUGCCCACCUACAACGAACGGCCAAAACAGGACUGCAAAAUAGCAGCAUGUGGAAUAUUUGAGCCCUGAGUUUUCACAUGUGGCCUAUAGAUCAAGAAAGGAAUACAAAAUGAGAAGCAUUUGUAAUGUAUGUGGACAGGUGCACCAUGUGUUAAUAGCCGACGGUCCACCGACCCAAUAUUUUUGACAUAUUGCAAAUGCCUAUUUUUCUGCAUACACAUUCAACAAAUAAAUUGACCUAAAAUUAAAAACCUCUCUUUAUAUGAUUUAAA
This is a messenger RNA of Pimephales promelas (fathead minnow), 1417 nucleotides long. It is a transcript of the gene ppil6, whose product is annotated as peptidylprolyl isomerase (cyclophilin)-like 6. Gene Ontology annotation, molecular function: peptidyl-prolyl cis-trans isomerase activity. The record is from RefSeq and is a predicted model, not a curated record. Gene Ontology annotation, biological process: protein peptidyl-prolyl isomerization. Gene Ontology annotation, cellular component: cytoplasm. Lineage: Eukaryota; Metazoa; Chordata; Actinopteri; Cypriniformes; Leuciscidae.